CUCGGAGUUGGCCGCCGCCGCCGCCGCGCAGAGCCGUCGCCGGGCCCGGGCCGAGCCGAGCCGCGCCGCCGCCGCCAUGCCGUCGGAGAAGAGCUUCAAGCAGCGCCGCACCUUCGAGCAAAGAGUGGAAGAUGUACGACUGAUUCGAGAUCAACAUCCAACUAAAAUACCGGUGAUUAUUGAAAGGUACAAGGGGGAAAAACAGCUUCCAGUUCUGGAUAAGACUAAGUUUCUGGUUCCAGAUCAUGUCAACAUGAGUGAGCUAAUCAAAAUUAUCAGGCGACGCCUGCAGCUGAACUCCAACCAGGCAUUCUUCCUCCUGGUGAACGGACACAGCAUGGUGAGCGUUUCCACGCCCAUAUCCGAGGUGUACGAGAGUGAAAAGGACGAGGAUGGAUUCCUGUACAUGGUGUACGCCUCUCAGGAGACUUUCGGAGUGCAAUCUUCUGUCUAAGAUGCGAGUGGCUUCUAGCCUAGGAUUUUGGUUUACCCUUGGCCAUCACCCCCACUCUUCCCCACGCACACCCCAGGGAAAAGAAAUGGAUGUCACCUAUGCUCUCAGUACCUUAGCAUAGUCUUGCUUUAGCAGGUGUCUCAUCUUACCUUGCCUUGUUUGUGAAUAUUAAACAGUACAGACGAGCACCUCCAGCUUUGAAAACCUGCUGUAAUAUUCCACACAGGCACAUUUGCAUUUCUGGACUUAAUGAAUGGAACCCAGCUGUGCAUGUGUCAAUUGCAAAGAAAGGGACACUCAACUGACAUUAACAGGCAAACAGGCACCGGUGAGGAGCUAACCUCACGUUUCACGUGACAGUUUUCUGGAAAAGCUCCCUAUGAUUCCUUAACGCUUUUUUUGUUCGUUUUGUUUUUGGGUUUUAUGGGAAGGCUCUAUUGAGAGCCAAUAUGUUUAAUGUUCCAAAGUGGAGAUUUGUCUGCUGCAGUUCGGUGAGAUUUGUGUCAGUACUGCAGUGAGUUAAGGCAAGCACUUGGGGUGAGAUGGGGGAGUACAACUCCUUUUGUUUUCCUCUUUUUUUUUUAUUUUAUUUUUUUGGUACCGCUAACUUAGAAAUGGUGCCAGUUUCUGAAAUACUCAUACCAAACACCACAGCUUUAUUGUAGUUUAGGAUGUUAACUGUAAAAUACACACCUGGACAGGUAAUGUUCAAAUAAACUUGUCUGCUAUGAAUUUCCAACGCCUGUGUGUUCAGUGAAACACUUAAUUCAUACGGGCUCGCUUCCAAAAGACCAUCCCUCCUAGCCCAAAGGUUUGUCGUUCUCUAGCCCAGCAGAGAAUUUGCUGGGAGAAGGUAGUCAAGGAAACUACUGCCAGUGCACAAGGCUGUUGUGAUGGAUGCAGCCAGUUGCAAAGCAGGCUAGUGCAAUUUGAGACAGGAGCAGUGCCCGCUAGGUUCAUGAUCUUUGUAAUGCCACCUCUUCUCAGUUUCUGCCCCAUCUGUUCAGCAGUCUAGCUGCAUUCAAGGCCUCCAGCGUGAGCAGGUGAACGUCUUUGUUUUACGCGCCUCCAUGCUGAACAUUGGAUUCAAACACGCUACUGGAAUUAAGAGCCCGGACUGCCUAACUAGUCUGUCACGUUUUGCAUGUCAUCACCAGUGGGGUCAGGGAGAACUGCUUUUAGAAGCAGCCCGUGUCCAGGAGUUGCUCUCGCGAUUUGAUGAACAAAUGACUAUUCCAUCACUGAUGUUUCCUGCCACUUGCAUGGGGUUUGAAAAAUCUCGGUGUUACUACUGUCCUGAGUAAGGAAGCAACCUGUGCAGAGGAACGGUAUCUAGUAGGAUAUGUGUUUUUCCUCUAGAGUUGUUGUAACGUGAAGUGUAGCAGGAUGAGAUUACUCUUGUAUAUUAUGUGUCUGUGAACUAACUACAUCUGUUACUGGAAGCUAACUUACUAUAACGGGGGGAGAAAGAAGCAAUACUACUGCGUCUUGGCACUCUAGCUCAGUAAGGUGUACAAUUUGUACCUAUUUACACCUUUUUGCAUGCAUCUUGUUCACAAUGCUUACUUCAGAUUUUUUAAUGUUGUGUUUUUACUUCAAUGUAAACUUUUAAAUGCAGCUUGUCCUAUGUUUAGUUUUGUGUAAGAAAUUGUUUAACUCAUAACUGACAACCAUACUUGUAAUUACAACGUGAUUGACUGAUAUUCCUGUACAAAUGUUGCUUUUUUAAAAUUAAUACAGUGCUGAUAUGGAUGGAUUACAUCCCAACUUAA
This is a messenger RNA of Rhea pennata, 2226 nucleotides long. RefSeq names its product microtubule associated protein 1 light chain 3 beta (gene MAP1LC3B). Gene Ontology annotation, cellular component: autophagosome membrane; autophagosome; cytosol. The record is from RefSeq and is a predicted model, not a curated record. Gene Ontology annotation, biological process: autophagosome assembly; autophagosome maturation; macroautophagy. Lineage: Eukaryota; Metazoa; Chordata; Aves; Rheiformes; Rheidae. Gene Ontology annotation, molecular function: ubiquitin protein ligase binding; microtubule binding. The transcript has 4 exons. The coding region runs from base 77 to 454 and encodes 125 amino acids.